AUGGAGAAUCAUAAGAAAGUAGAACAGCUACCAGACUGGUCGAAUAUGUCCACAGAGAUAUUGGAGCAGUUUUGCAAGCGCUUGACAAUUCCAAACCAAGUUCGAUUCAGUAGUGUGUGCAAGUCUUGGCUUUCUGCUAAUACGUCAAAGAAAGCCUACCAUUGGAUCCCUGACGCACCAUGGCUCGUCAGCAAAGACUACACCAAUGCUCAAUUUCAGGUCAUAAGCAACACAGAUAAGCAAGCCUACAAGAUUUUCAAGCCCUUCAAACCCUUGCCAGACACUUUAAUUGUAGGGUCCUUCAAAGGCUGGUUGAUCCUUAAUUCCAAAUUUAAGCUCUUCAUUCUCAACCUCUUCUCGAAACUUCACCUUGACCUCCCUUAUCAUAGUACAGUCGGAAUCAAUGACAUUCACUCACCGUGCGCUUUUUCUUUAUCAAUGUGUCCCAACAUGAACCCUACCGCAGCUGCAAUGGUCACGUAUGGUGGUUGCUUAGGGUGGUGCAAGGUAGGUGAUACUGCAUGGAAAUAUCACUACACAACUGGCGAGUUCUAUGCCAAUGUCACUUUUAACAAUGACAAGCUUUAUGUUGUGGACCGAGACGGCAAGAAGGUGAAAAUGUUCAAGUAUGAUGAGGGAGUGCUCAUUCAGGUUGGUAGUGUGGAAUCCCCCAGGCCUAGUGGAAACCUUCUUCAAUCAGCAACUAUUGACAUGAGAAUCUACUUGGUGGUAUGUGGAGGAAAGGUUUUGGUUGUGGGGAGGAUCGAUGAUUACACCAAAGCUCUCAAACCAAACGUGAAAUUUGUAAUUUCAAUGGUGGAAGAGAGUUCUAGCAUGCUAGUGAAGGUGCAAAGUUUAGAUGAUCAUGUUUUGUUUGUGUCGAACUCAAACAUUGAAUGUCUUGAUGCUAAGUAUUGUUCGGGGUUUCGGCGCAACUGUGUGUACUUCACUUGCUACUUUAAACAUUACAUCACUUCUGAAGUGAAAGAGUUUUCAGUUGCGAAUGGAGUUGUACUUAGGAGUAUUCUUUCCAUGGGCCACCAUAUGUACUCUCCGAUUUGGGUGUUGCCUAGGUUUCCAUUUGAUUGUGACUGUGAGAAGUGCACCUCUGCACAGUGGAUAACGCCUGAGAAAAUGGAGGAAAAACUUGUGCUGGAACUUAAGCAACGUAGAAUCGUUUAUUUGUGA
Lotus japonicus is the source of this 1188-nucleotide messenger RNA. RefSeq names its product putative F-box protein At4g17565. Gene Ontology annotation, molecular function: protein binding. The coding region runs from base 1 to 1188 and encodes 395 amino acids. Lineage: Eukaryota; Viridiplantae; Streptophyta; Magnoliopsida; Fabales; Fabaceae. The transcript has 3 exons. The record is from RefSeq and is a predicted model, not a curated record.